Messenger RNA from Aspergillus udagawae, 3660 nucleotides. RefSeq names its product bifunctional urea carboxylase/allophanate hydrolase. The transcript has 10 exons. The record is from RefSeq and is a predicted model, not a curated record. Lineage: Eukaryota; Fungi; Ascomycota; Eurotiomycetes; Eurotiales; Aspergillaceae. The coding region runs from base 1 to 3660 and encodes 1219 amino acids. Gene Ontology annotation, molecular function: metal ion binding; ATP binding.
AUGGAUUGUUUAAAGACUCUUCUCGUUGCCAACAGAGGCGAAAUCGCCGUCAGAAUUAUCAAGACCGCAAAGAAGCUGAAUAUUCGUACAAUUGCGAUCUAUACCGAGCCAGACGCUGCCUCUAUCCAUGUUCAUUUAGCAGAUGUCGCCGUUCUCCUCUCUGGUUCUGCCUCAAGAUCAUAUAUCGACGGUGAUCAGAUUAUUCGGAUUGCAAAGCAGAAUAAUGCGGAUGCUAUUAUCCCAGGUUAUGGAUUCUUAUCUGAGAAUGCAGAUUUUGCUAGGGCUGUGGCUGCCGCUGGUUUAGUAUUUGUAGGACCCUCACCUGAGAGCAUCGAAGCUUUUGGCCUUAAGCAUACCGCGCGAGAACUUGCGACGAAGGCCGGAGUUCCCAUCGUGCCGGGAUCACCUGGCUUGAUCGAGAAUGAAGAUGACGCUGUGGAGGUGGCUCAGAAGUUGGGGUAUCCGGUCAUGCUGAAAGCCACCGCUGGUGGUGGUGGAAUGGGCUUGCUUACAUGCAAUUCCGAGGCCGAAGUACGCAAGUCCUUCGCAACUGUCAAGUCCCGAGGUGAAGCAUUAUUCAAGAACGCGGGCGUGUUCAUUGAGCGUUAUUAUCCAUCCAGCCAUCAUAUAGAAGUUCAGGUGUUUGGCAACGGGGAUGGUAAGGCGAUUUUUAUUGGCGAAAGGGAAUGUUCGAUACAACGAAGGCAUCAGAAGGUGAUUGAAGAAUGCCCGAGCCCUUUCGUCUCCAGAAAACCAGGGUUGCGAAAGAGCUUGGGUGAGGCUGCUGUUCGUCUGGCGGAGUCGACAAGCUAUGGUUCAGCAGGGACGAUAGAAUAUCUUGUCGAUGAUGAAACUGGCGCAUUCUUCUUUCUGGAGAUGAACACUCGCCUACAGGUUGAGCACGGGAUAACCGAACUCUGCUAUGGCAUUGACUUGGUUGAACUCAUGCUAGAUCAAGCGGAUGCCCAGCUUUCUGGGAAGAAGGGCGUUGAAGCAUCUUUCCUUGCAAGCUUACCAGUGGAAGCCCCUUUCGGCGCCGCUAUUGAAGCAAGAGUGUAUGCUGAAAACCCGACCAAAGAUUUUGCCCCUUGUCCCGGAACCUUGCAAACCGUCGAAUGGAAGGAAAUGCCAGGUUCAAGGAUUGAUACAUGGGUCUAUCGAGGCAUCAAGAUAUCCGCCAAUUACGACCCCCUCCUCGCGAAGGUCAUGUACCACUCGCCAGAUAGACAGCAGACUAUAAUAGGAAUGAGGGAAAUUCUAGGAAAAUCACGUAUCUGCGGGCCUCCAACCAAUCUGGAUUUCCUGGUUAAGAUUCUAGAAGAGGAGACCUUUGUUGCAGGCAACACAUUGACAAGAUUCCUGGACGAUUUUCAGUACACCCCGUCAGCGAUCGACGUCAUUUCGGGUGGCGCCUAUACGCUCAUCGAAGACUGGCCCGGGCGACCGACCAUAGGAAGGGGGUUUUGUCAUUCUGGGCCAAUGGACCCGCUAGCUUUCCGCAUCGCGAAUGCCCUCGUCAAUAACCCCAUGGGUUUUGAGGCUCUGGAGAUUACCCUGAGCGGCCCAGAUCUACGCUUCCUCGGGGAUGCAAUCAUCUCCCUUUGUGGAGCGCCGAUUGAAGCUAAACUCGAUGGAGAUGCUGUUCCAAUGUGGUCAAGAGUCAAGGUAGCCGCUGGUCAACGUCUGACUAUUGGUAAAACUACAGGAAACGGCUGCAGGGCUUACCUCGCAGUGUUUGGUGGAUUCCUCAACGUGCCCAAAUGGUUUGGGUCAAAGUCGACGUCUCCAGGUGUAGGAGUUGGAGGUUAUCAAGGUCGGCAGCUUUCAUCGGGAGACCUUCUCGCAAUCACAAGCGUGAUUCCGGAAGUCAGUAGUGAUCUCCGUAUACCAGAACACCUCAUCCCCAUUUACCCAAGUCACUGGGAGCUGCUAGCCAUGCCAGGACCCUACGAUGAGGCUAUCUUGUUCACGAGAGCAUCGAUAUGCUGUUUGAGUCUCAGUGGAAGAUUUCACACAAUGCGGCCAGAGGAGGCAUCCGUCUCAUCGGUCCCAAACCACGAAUACGGAUACGCAAUCGGCUCGCUCAACUGGACAGGCGACGAUCCCGUUAUCUUUCCACAAGAUGCCCCGGACUUUGGGGGAUUUGUGAGCAGUCAUACGAUCGUAAAGGCAGAUCUGUGGAAGUUAGGACAGGUGAAAGCGGGGGAUACCCUGAAAUACAAAGCAGUGUCUUUGGCUGAUGCCCUGGAUGCACGGAGGGAUAUGGAGAGAUUCGUCGACGAACUGGUCCAUUGCUGCCACCAAGGGCAUGGGUUCAACGACGUGAAACAGCUGAGAGGCAUGCCUGCCGAGCAGCCAGCUGAGACUCGCGGCAAAGGCGUGGUGCAUCGGAUUGAAGAGCAAGGAACCCAGCCCCUUGUGUCUUACAGACAGGCAGGGGACGACUAUCUCCUCAUUGAUUAUGGCCACGGGUCAUUUGACUUGAACCAUCGCUGCAGAGUCACUGCACUAAAGAAGGCACUCGAUGAAGGAAAAGAGAUCACGUUCUCGAAUGGGCUCAUUUCAACGGUUGGAUGCGGAAAUUCGCUGAUGCUGUACUACGACGGCAUGAAACUCUCUCAGCAAAGACUAAUCAGCUAUCUCUGCGAGCUCGAGACAAAACUCGGAGAUCUUAGUCAAGCAAAGAUGCCGAGUCGGCUGUUCAGGCUUCCUCUCACGUUCGAGAGUCAAAGACAAAAAGAUGCCAUUCUGCGCUAUAUGGAAACACAGCGUCCGUACGCUUCGUACCUUCCAGACAACAUGGAAUUUGUAGCCAGAAACAACGCUUUCACAAAGGAAGAGUUCGAAAACAUCUUCCUGACAGCCAGCUUGAUGGUUGUCUCUGUCGGAUUCUUCACUGCACUUCCGCUCGCCCUCCCUGUGGAUCCUCGUCAGCGCAUGAACUGCCCUAAAAUGAAUCCAAGUAGAGUAUAUACUCCGGCCGGCUCAGUAUCAUGGGGUGGAAGCUGCAUGGCGUUGUACAACGUCGAUUCGCCUGGUGGAUAUCAACUGACCGGAAUGACCAUACCGGGCGUCGACAUCUUGGGCUCGAAGAAAGGCUACAGCGCCGACAGACCGUGGCUCUUCGAAGAGUUUGAUCAGAUAACCUUCUACCGAGUCUCCGAAGAGGAAUACGAAAAACAGCUGGCGCUGUUUAAUAGCGGCCAAUACGAAUAUCAAUGGGAGGAGGUUGUUUUUGACAUGACGGAGCACAAUCGACUCUUGCAGGAAACCCACGACGAAGUAGCAGCCAUUCGAGCACGCCAGCGUCGGGCGCAGGCUGAAAUGGAUAAAAUCGAAGCAGAGUUGCUCGAACGCUGGGCGAAGGAAAAGGCCGAGAGGGGAGUAUCUCAGGACACAAUCGAGAGUUUACUUCAAGACCCCGAGAUCAUCGCAAUCGAGGCCCCCUUGAAUGCCAAUGUGUGGAAAGUUGAGGUCAAGCAAGGGGACAAGCUGGAAGAAAGCCAGGUCGUGGUCAUACUAGAAGCGAUGAAACUCGAAAUCGCUGUGCGCGUCGAGCCUUCUGCAGCGGGUGCCAUCGUGGAGAAGGUUUUGGCACCACCAGGAGAACCGAUCGAGGCUGGUAAGCCACUAUUACUCGUGCGGAAAGUCAAGACCUGA